Messenger RNA from Musa acuminata AAA Group (dessert banana), 775 nucleotides. RefSeq lists its product as uncharacterized. The transcript has 5 exons. The coding region runs from base 163 to 648 and encodes 161 amino acids. The record is from RefSeq and is a predicted model, not a curated record. Lineage: Eukaryota; Viridiplantae; Streptophyta; Magnoliopsida; Zingiberales; Musaceae.
UCUCUCAAGUCGGCUUCCUCCUUCUUUGCCAAGAAAAGCAACUCUGGUCCGGUGGAGGAUCUGGAACCCCCGUGGCAAGAACGAUCUCCGACGGCCCGGAAGCAGCGAUCUAUCGGCGGCAGCGACGGGCUUGGCGUCGGCCUCUGCCGCUGGACCGAAGGCAUGGUCCGCUUCCUUCCGCCUCAUGAGGCAAAUGGGAUGGGACGAUGGCGAGGCCUUGGCAAAGACGAGCAAGGCAUUAAGGACAGUAUUGGCGUAGAUAGAUCUUUCAAAACUGCAUUAUUGACACCUCUCAGUUUGACAAUUUCCUCAAUAUAUAUUCAAACCGAAGCAUCGAAGGGAGAUGUUCCUGAUCAAAUUAAGUCUAGACAAGAUGCACUGGAGAAUGAUGUGGUCAAUGGAGGUACAAAAAAAAGGAGAGAGGGGGAAGAUUGUGAAAGCAUACUCGGAAGACCUUCAAGGAAUUCUUGUAAAGUUGUGUCGAGUUCAUCGCACAAAAAAAAAAGGGGCUUUGGAACACAUCAUAUCAAGAGACUGGAAAUUUUGCAGGCAGCAGCAGAUUGCUGUUAUGCGGACGUGGUGCAUCAGCAGCUCAAUCCCAGACUAGAAACUAUCUGGUACACUGCAUUAGAUUGCAUGGUAAAGUAGAAAGUUAUCCGAGUACAAAAUUGUGGUAAAGCUGUGAGUUUUAAUCGAUUCGUUAUGGUUUUGUAACCGGUGUGGAUCUUUUGUUUCCCAAAUAUUAAAUUGAUAUGGUAUUAUGGUCUUCCUUUGA